This is a messenger RNA of Saitoella complicata NRRL Y-17804, 509 nucleotides long. RefSeq names its product RNA-binding domain-containing protein. Gene Ontology annotation, cellular component: ASAP complex; cytoplasm; nucleoplasm. Gene Ontology annotation, biological process: mRNA splicing, via spliceosome. The transcript is spliced from 2 exons. NCBI's taxonomy places the organism in Eukaryota, Fungi, Ascomycota, Saitoellomycetes, Saitoellales, Saitoellaceae. The record is from RefSeq and is a predicted model, not a curated record. The annotation marks the transcript as partial. Gene Ontology annotation, molecular function: RNA binding.
CCUCGAAGAAUCUAAAUUCCACGACGCAAACAACAUCGGCAAUUGUAACGAUGCCAACAAGCCGGUCACCAACCCGAAUGUCACGGUCACCAUCUCCUCGACGCCGAAGCCGUUCGCGCUCUCGAGCACGGUCAAACAAUCGCAGUAUGUCGCGGUCGCGAUCACGGUCGCGGUCGACAAGGUCGUACAGCACCUACAGCCGCUCUCGCUCCAGAACCCGAAGCAGGACACGAAGCCUCUCACCACCCCCCAGGAUCUCCACCCCAAAGAUCAUCGUCGAACGCCUAACGAAAAACCUAACCCCCGCCCACCUCCGCGAAAUAUUCACCCCUUACGGCAAAAUCACCCACCUCGACCUCCCCAUGAAUCGGAAACUGAACGUGAAUCGUGGCGUGGCGUAUAUUACUUUCUCUUCUGUACAGGAAGCGGAGAGGGCCGUUGAGUGUAUGCACGAGGCGGAGGUUGACGGGGGAGUUGUGAGUGUGAGUAAGCUGGAGAGUAGGCUGAGG